AAAAAAAAACAGAGAUGUGAAGCCUACUUUAUUUACUCCACGAGCAUAUUACAGGCGGAAAAAUGAAUGAAAUAUCGAUGAGCCACCUACUACAUCCUAUUGGCAGCCGGGAUACGGUUGACUAGUAGCUCUCAGAAUUUAACUGGCGAUAUGAAUAUGAUUCCUUGGACAAUAUGGCGCCACGUGUGUUGCAGACCACCGUCCACUUGCUUGUGCCACGUGAUGAUAUCAUCCAUCGCCUCCCACCGCGCAGUCCGGUGCUCCGGAGAAGAGAAGGCGCGAGGUUCGCCGGAGAGGAGAGGACGAACUGCUGCCGGCGGCAACCGCACGUCGCAAUUGAUUGAUUGAUUGGUUCCGGUGUGUUCGACGGCGCCGGCCAGCCGCAUCCAUGCUAGCUCACCCGGGCGGGGUCGGGGUGGUCCGGGCGUCGGUGGCCAGGGAGCCACUCUUCUCCUUCGGCGUCAUCGCCGACGUCCAGUACGCCGACAUUCCGGACGGUCGCUCCUUCCUUGGCGUGCCUCGGUACUAUCGCCACAGCAUCACCGUGCUCCAGAGAGCGGUCCGCAGCUGGAACAGCCACAAGGCCGGCGUCAAGUUCUGCGUCAACUUUGGGGACAUCGUCGACGGGUUCUGCCCCAAGGACCGGUCGCUCUCCGCCGUGCAGGCGGUCGUGGCAGAGUUCGACCGGUUCCACGGCGGCCCGGCGUACCACAUGCUCGGCAACCACUGUCUGUACAACCUCCCAAGGAGCGAGCUGGUGUCCGUGCUGCGGAUGCCUGGGCGCGCCUACUACGACUUCUCGCCGUGGCCGGGGUACAGGUUCGUGGUCCUUGACGCGUACGACUUCAGUGCCGUCGGCUGGCCGCGCGACCACCCUGUGGCGGCGGCGGCCAGGAGGUUCCUGGAGGAAAGGAACCCGAACUCGGAUAAAAACAGCCCGACGGGGCUGGCCGGGGAGGACCGGCGGUUUGUGAUGUUCAACGGCGGCGUGGGCGAGAAGCAGCUGCGGUGGCUGGACAGCGUCCUGCGGGACGCAUCGCGGCGCGGGGAGACCGUGGUGGUGUGCAGCCACCUGCCUCUCCACCCCGGCGCGGCGUCCCCGGCGGGGCUUAUGUGGAACUACGAGGAGGCGCUGGCAGUGGUACACCGGCACGGGUGCGUCGCGGCGUGCCUCGCGGGGCACGACCACAAGGGCGGGUACGCCGUGGACGCGUGCGGUGUGCACCACCGCACCCUGGAGGCUGCGCUCGAGUGCCCGCCGGGCACCGACGCGUUUGGCCACGUCAAUGUGUUCCCCGGCAGGCUGUCGCUCGUCGGAUCCGGCAGGAUGGCGAGCACCGACAUGCCGCUCGUCCUCCCUCGGUUGAGCUAGCUGAUGCUGAUGCUUGCAGCUGAUGCUUGCUCCACCCGAUCCACGGGCUCCCCCGGUGUACUGUGUAGCCACUAGCUCGCAGCAUUUACUGCGAUAGCUGUCUGUGUGUAACGAUUCACCAUCUCAAACUGAUCCGGCUCAAUUUGGAAAUGUUGCUUAGAACUGA
Messenger RNA from Hordeum vulgare subsp. vulgare (domesticated barley), 1538 nucleotides. Its product is annotated as manganese-dependent ADP-ribose/CDP-alcohol diphosphatase-like. Gene Ontology annotation, molecular function: manganese ion binding; ADP-ribose diphosphatase activity; CDP-glycerol diphosphatase activity. The record is from RefSeq and is a predicted model, not a curated record. The coding region runs from base 389 to 1372 and encodes 327 amino acids. The transcript is spliced from 2 exons. Lineage: Eukaryota; Viridiplantae; Streptophyta; Magnoliopsida; Poales; Poaceae.